Maniola jurtina (meadow brown) is the source of this 1842-nucleotide messenger RNA. RefSeq names its product ornithine aminotransferase, mitochondrial (gene Oat). Gene Ontology annotation, molecular function: L-ornithine transaminase activity; pyridoxal phosphate binding; identical protein binding. The record is from RefSeq and is a predicted model, not a curated record. Bases 25 to 1371 code for a protein of 448 amino acids. Gene Ontology annotation, cellular component: cytoplasm. Lineage: Eukaryota; Metazoa; Arthropoda; Insecta; Lepidoptera; Nymphalidae. The transcript has 10 exons.
CUAAACCUGCAAUAACUCUUAUCAAUGAAUGUAUUCAAGCAGUCACUAUAUAAGAGCCUUUGCAAGGUUCUACCACACAUUGAUAAGCGUAAUUUUUGUGACUUAGGCAGGUACGCAAGUGAAUACUUUCCUAACAUGGCCGAGCAAAAGCAGCUUUCAUCGAAAGAGAUCUUUGCUCUAGAAGACCAGCAUGGGUGCCGCAACUAUGCACCACUUCCUGUCGCCUUAUGCCGUGGUGAAGGAAUAUUCGUUUGGGAUGUAGAAGGCAAGAAGUAUUUCGAUUUCUUGAGUGCUUACUCAGCGGUGAACCAGGGUCACUGCCAUCCAAGGAUUGUGAAGGUUCUCAAGGAACAAGCUGACAAAUUAACCCUGGUCUCAAGAGCAUUUUACUCGGAUCAGCUUGGUAGAUACGAAAAAUUUAUGACAGAACUGUUUGGCUACGAUCGUCUGUUGCCCAUGAACACGGGAGUCGAGGGCGGCGAGAGCGCUUGCAAGAUAGCGCGGAAGUGGGGCUAUGACGUCAAGAAGAUACCGAAGGACCAGGCUAAGAUAAUCUUCGCAGAAGGCAACUUUUGGGGUCGAACGCUAUCCGCGGUGUCGUCGUCAUCAGACCCUACGUGCUACAAAGGCUUCGGACCCUAUAUGCCUUGUUUUGAACUCAUUCCAUAUAAUGACAUUCCUGCUUUGGAGAAAGCCCUCCAAGACCCCAACGUAGCGGCUUUCAUGGUGGAGCCUAUCCAAGGAGAGGCUGGAGUGAUCAUCCCCGACGACGGCUACUUGACGAAAGUGCGGGAGCUGUGCACUAAGUACAACGUUCUAUGGAUAGCGGAUGAAGUGCAAACAGGAUUAGGUCGCACGGGCAAGCUCCUGGCGGUUCAACACUCGGGCGUGAAGCCGGACCUGGUCAUACUGGGCAAGGCGCUCAGCGGCGGCGUCCUGCCCGUCUCCGCUGUCUUAGCCAAUAACGACGUCAUGGGCGUCAUAACGCCGGGCACUCACGGUUCGACGUACGGCGGCAACCCGCUCGCGUGUGCGGUUGCUACCGAGGCCAUAAAGGUAUUAUUGGAGGAGAAAUUGGCCGAGAAUGCGGAUAGACUAUGCUCGGUGUUCCGCCAGGAGUUAGAAAAGAUUCCCAAGUCUAAGAUAGUGACAAUUCGCGGCCGAGGACUUAUGUUUGCCAUUGAUGUUCACGACAGUAUUAAUGCAUACGAUGUAUGCCAUCGCUUGAAGGCAGCCGGCCUCCUCGCCAAGACGACACACGGUCAAACCAUCCGCCUGGCUCCACCGCUGGUUAUUACCGAAGCGCAGCUAAGGGAGGGCGCGCGUAUUAUACAGAACGUAUUCAAGAGUUACGAUGAUAUCAAUAACUAAAAAAAUGUUCACUAUAGGUAUGGCGCAUAACUGAAUAUGCUCCAACGAAAGUGGAGCGGUGGGGGAGGAUGACAGUUGUCAUAAGUUGACAAAUCACUAAGCUUUCGCGUCAUGUCAUUAGGUAAACCCCCCUCUAAUACAGGCGCGGACCUCAGAUCUCAUAAAAGGCACUUGACCGAUUUCGAAAACCGAAAAUCGGUCAAGUGCGAGUCGAAGUAUGAAAUCGCCCAUGAAUCAUGAUUGAUAUUCAUACAAAGGAGAUGUUUACAAAAUAGGUAUAUGACGCUUUGACCAAGAUAUUGUACAGGUCUAUUAGGGUUCUGGGCAUGCCCAUCGUGCCCACAACAGUGGAUCCACGCUUGCUCCAGCACCACAGUUAUACAUAGGUACCUACUCAGUUAUGCGUUAUGUCUGUAGUUGAAGCUGUUAUUUUGUUUUUGGAUUCGAAUUAUAUUUAUUAUUACCUAUUUA